AUGUACAUAAUCAUUAAUAUGCAGACCAUUUGUUAUUUGCUUACCUUGCUCAGAUUACCACACCGGAAAGGAAGAGAGGAGGACACCGCCGAGCUCCCGGAGGAGCUCCUGGCCGCGGUCUUCGGCCUCCUCGGCUCCGGCGACCGCAAGCGCUUCUCCCUCGUCUCCCGCCGCUGGCUGGCCGCCGAGGCCGCCUCGCGCCUGCGCCUCGCGCUCGACGCGCGGGACCCGCUCCUCCCGGCCGCCCCGGGAUCCUCCGCCGCUUCUCCGCCGUCUCCAAACUCGCGCUCAAGUGCGACCGCCGCGCCGACGAGCGUCGGCGACCCGGCCCUGCUGCGCUCCCUCCGCGCCGUCACCGACGACGGGGUCCACGCGCUCGCCGCCGCCGGCGUCAACCUCCGCAAGCUCUCCGUCGGCUCCCGCGCCUUCGGCGCCCGCGGCAUCGAGGCGGCCCUCCGCUCCUGCACCCAGCUCGAUGAGCUCUCCGUCAAGCGCCUCCGGGGCCUCGCCAGCUCGGACCCCAUCACCGUCCCCGGCCCGCGCCUCCAGUCCCUGUCCAUGAAGGAGCUCUACAACGGGCAGCACUUCUGCUGCGGUUCUUAUUCAUCUCCGAUGAUGUGCUCGUGGAGAUGCAAGCAGCAGCGAUUUGGGGACAGUUGCCCCGUAUCUGGAUGUACAUGUUCUGUAUUGUUCUGUUCUUUGUAG
This is a messenger RNA of Lolium perenne, 705 nucleotides long. The record is from RefSeq and is a predicted model, not a curated record. Lineage: Eukaryota; Viridiplantae; Streptophyta; Magnoliopsida; Poales; Poaceae.